Molecule: messenger RNA, 1651 nt
Organism: Medicago truncatula (barrel medic)
Lineage: Eukaryota; Viridiplantae; Streptophyta; Magnoliopsida; Fabales; Fabaceae
Product: F-box/FBD/LRR-repeat protein At4g26340
Exons: 5
Coding region: 48-1424 (458 amino acids)
Molecular function (GO): protein binding
Source: RefSeq, a predicted model, not a curated record
GGUGUGGGUGGUGGUGGUGGGAGUAAAAGAAGAGAAAAGAAACGACAAUGAAGGCGAAACGACGACUGAAAGCAGAAGAAAAAAACGAAGAUGAUGACAUUGACGACAGAAUCAGCACUCUUCCGGACGCCUUACUACGCCACAUUCUGUCUUUCCUCCCUACCGACACCUGCGUUCGUACAAGUCUUAUCUCUCGCAGGUGGCGUUACCUCUGGAAGACUCUUCAAGUCUUCGAUUUCCACGAUUACUCUCAACACAAUGCCGAACUGUUUAUGUCAUUCACCGUUUUCGUCAACGCUGUCCUCGCUCUCCGUAGCUCACCUCACAUCCGGAAGUUCUGUCUCCUCUGUUAUGACUCCGAACCUAAAACCUUCUACACACACUCAGUCAAUGCGUGGAUUCGGACUGCCGUUGGGCCCCACCUCCAGGAAUUUCAUCUCAGGAUCGAGGGAGAUGACUUCACCCUUCCUAUCACUCUCUUCUCUUGCUCUAACCUACUCUCUCUCAGUCUCGAUGGUUGCAUCGAGUUCGAAUUGCAAGACUCUUCCGAGAUCUGUUUACCAUCGCUGAAGGUGAUGAAACUAGGAUACAACUAUAGCUUGGAUAUGAAUUCCCUGAAUAUCCUUCUUUCUGGAUGCCCCAUUCUCGAAACUCUGGAAAUUCUUUCCCUUGGUCUCGGUUAUGAUGAAUUGGUUAGUCUUCGGGUUCCAUCUUCCUUGAAGAGCUUGAAAAUCACUGUUGAGGUUGGGUAUGGGAUUUGCCUUGAAAUAGACGCACCUGCUCUCAAGUACCUUAGCCUCGCCGCUGUCACAUUUCUCAAUGCUGCUACUAUCGGCGAGAACUUGCACAACGUGGAAGAAGCAGAUCUUGACCUAUUUUCUCAUCCUGAUAGUGAAUCUGUUGAACCUUUACUCAAACUCCUCCGUGCUCUCUCUGGACUUAAACAUCUAGAGCUACAUAGCCCAACAACACAGUGGCUAUUUUCUUCCCCCAUUCUAGAUAUUCCAGAAUUUCACUAUUUAGUUUAUCUAAAGGUCUCUUUUCCUUCUUUCAACUUGAGUUUUCUGUUCGAUGUGCUUCAAAAGUGUCCUGUGCUACAAACUCUCAUAACAUACGAUGACCAGGAAGAUCCAACAUCAGUCACCGAUGAUCCAUCACCUUCCCAUGGAUGGGCGGUAAAGCCUAAGAACGUUCCGAACUGUCUCAUAUCACACUUGACCUUUAUUGACUUCCAAGACUAUGAAGGAAAUUCACACGAGCUGGAAUUUAUUGCCUAUGUUUUGCUAAAUGGGCUUGUUUUGAAGACAAUGCUUAUUGGCGGUUGUUGGAUGGACCAACCGGAGGAGUUGGAGAAAAAAAUUUCUGAUCUACCAAGGGGAUCUGCCAUUUGCCAAGUUAAAUUUGACUAUGAUGCAUCACCUUAAGCAUAUUGAGCACUUAAAGUACUACAUUAUAGCAGAAUGCAUAAAACCUGUUGCAAGCUUUACAUGGUGUCUUAUUUGGUAAAAGGAUUUAGAGGCAGCUUAUAUUUUGAAAUUACUAAUUGAUACCAAAAUCUUGUACAAACAUGAAUUGUAACAAUGUUAAUGUAUCUUUGGAUGUACUCAAUUUGUUUCAAAAUGCAUAGCAGGUACACCAUCCAAUUGGCGAA